GGGGGCUGCUGGGAUCCGAAUGAAUCUCCCAGGUUAGUGGUCCAUGAGGGACCCUGGGAGUUCCCCAGCGUCCAGAUCAGGGGGGAAAGGCAGGCAGGGAAGGUGGGCAUGUUCCCGGGCACCGUGGGUACCUGUUUGCUUCUGGCCAUGACUCAUUCCCUCUGGAGCGAACGCCUCGGGUGAAAUGUUUGCCAGCUCCACCUCCCUCCACGCGGCCUUAUAGCUCCCCUCCCAGCGGGGAGAGCACGGAGCAGCCCUGCCCUCCUGUCCUCCCCACGCAGCCCGCCCACGGAGCCCACCCGAGGCCAUGGCAGCUCCGGCGGCCCAGGUGUCCAGGCAGCGGGCGGCAGCCGGACGUCUUGGCUCCAACCAGAAGGUUGUGAAAUACUUGGGCCAGGACUUCGAGACGCUCAGGCAGCAGUGCUUGGAUUCAGGGGUGCUGUUUAAGGACCCCGAGUUCCCAGCGUGUCCGUCAGCCUUGGGCUACAAGGAUCUUGGACCACGUUCCCCUGAAACUCAAGGCGUUGUCUGGAAGCGGCCCCCGGAAUUGUGCCCCAGCCCCCAAUUCAUCGCCGGUGGCGCCACCCGCGCGGACAUCUGUCAAGGUGGCCUGGGCGACUGCUGGCUCCUGGCGGCCAUCGCGUCCCUCACCUUGAAUGAAGAGCUGCUUCACCGGGUGGUGCCCAGGGACCAGAGCUUCCAGGAGAGCUACGCGGGCAUCUUCCGUUUCCAGUUCUGGCAGCGCGGCGAGUGGGUGCAGGUGGUGGUGGACGACAGGCUGCCCACGCGGGACGGGCAGCUGCUCUUCCUGCGCUCCGGCGAGGGCAGCGAGUUCUGGAGCGCGCUGCUGGAGAAGGCCUACGCCAAGCUCCUUGGCUCCUACGAGGCUCUCGCUGGUGGGUCCACGGUGGAGGGGUUUGAGGACUUCACGGGCGGCAUCUCGGAGUUUUUUGACCUGAAGAAGCCACCGACCGGCCUGUUCCAGAUCAUCCGGAAGGCCCUCCGCGCGGGGUCCCUGCUGGCCUGCUCCAUUGAUGUCUCCAGCGCGGCCGAAGUGGAAGACAUCACCCGCCAGAAGCUGGUGAAGGGCCACGCGUACUCGGUCACGGGGGUCGAGGAGGUGGAUUUCCGUGGACGCCCGGAGAAGCUGAUCAGGCUCAGGAAUCCGUGGGGCGAAGUAGAGUGGACGGGCGCCUGGAGUGACAAUGCCCCGGAGUGGAAUGACGUGGAUCCCAGGCAGAAGGAAGAGCUGGACAAGAAGGCCGAGGAUGGAGAGUUCUGGAUGUCCUUUGCGGAGUUCCUGAGGCAGUUCUCCCGCCUGGAGAUCUGCAGAUGGUCCCCCGACUCCCUGAGCAGCGAGGAGGCGCACAAGUGGGACCUGGUGCUGUCCAAUGGCCUCUGGGCCCGGGGCUCCACCGCCAAAGGCUGCCAGAACCCCCCAGCCCUGUGUGUUUGGUCACCAGUCUCCCAGCCGCUCAGCCAGCCGCCAUCGCGUCCCACACAGGGAUUUGACCAGCCUCCCGCCGCCCAGUCCCCGGACCCCAGCUUCAAAAGCAAAUUGCUGAGAAGCAACCUGUUUCCAGCCCUUUCGAGUCCCCUGGGCCAGCCAGUGUCUCUCCAGAGGUCCCAGGCCUGAGAAGUGGACCCGCAUCUGCCAGCGGAAAGGACUAGGCAGGCAGGAGGUCAGGGUCAGGGGCUUAAACAUUUCCAUCCUCUUCCUGAGGGAUAUGGCUUCUCCCACCUCCACCUCUUGAAUGACUUACUUUCCAC
Molecule: messenger RNA, 1770 nt
Organism: Myotis davidii
Lineage: Eukaryota; Metazoa; Chordata; Mammalia; Chiroptera; Vespertilionidae
Product: calpain-8
Exons: 10
Coding region: 308-1636 (442 amino acids)
Biological process (GO): proteolysis
Cellular component (GO): cytoplasm
Molecular function (GO): calcium-dependent cysteine-type endopeptidase activity
Source: RefSeq, a predicted model, not a curated record